AUGAUUGCGUACUCCUUGUCCCAAAGUGACUGGCACAUCGAGCAGGACCCAAACGUGGACUACGAGAUGCUGCUCAGAGGAUUACGAGCCUGUGCUGAACGUGCCUCGAAGCCGCACACGACAAACUUGGAUCGAAUUUUGAAGGCCACCAAGGAAUUGUUGGAAAGAAGAAGGGCUUUGAGGGAUGAUCCGAAUGCAUCGCACAUUGAGCGGUUAGUAGCAGACACUAGCUGCAGAAAAGCGUUGCAGGAGGAUCUUAUGAAGUACGGGCAGAAGAAGAUUCUGGAAGCAGCGCAAAGAAGAACGAGUCUAAAGAAGUGUCGCAGGGAUCUCCGCGAAUAUAAUAUUCCGCUAGCAGCCUUGCUGAGCGAAGACGGGACUCGCAUGCCCUUUCAUCGUGAGAUGGAAAUAAUUACGGAGAGCUUCUACUCGAACCUUUUCCGUUCAUCAGCUAUCAAGAGCAUGAAACCUGUCACAGCCCCGGACCUGAUUUUAUAUUAG
Molecule: messenger RNA, 501 nt
Organism: Necator americanus (New World hookworm)
Lineage: Eukaryota; Metazoa; Nematoda; Chromadorea; Rhabditida; Ancylostomatidae
Exons: 1
Coding region: 1-501 (166 amino acids)
Source: RefSeq, a predicted model, not a curated record